Aspergillus melleus is the source of this 2262-nucleotide messenger RNA. RefSeq names its product beta-glucosidase. Gene Ontology annotation, molecular function: beta-glucosidase activity. The transcript is spliced from 3 exons. Bases 1 to 2262 code for a protein of 753 amino acids. The record is from RefSeq and is a predicted model, not a curated record. NCBI's taxonomy places the organism in Eukaryota, Fungi, Ascomycota, Eurotiomycetes, Eurotiales, Aspergillaceae. Gene Ontology annotation, biological process: glucan catabolic process.
AUGAAGGUCCUCUCCCCUUUGGCCCAGGUCGCUCUGGUCCAGAGCACGCUCUGUCUUGCUGGAUACACCAAUCAAUCGGAGGUUCCAUACUAUGGUCGGAGUCCAGCUGUCUACCCCUCGCCCAUUGCGAACGGCACAACGAGUACCGCCUGGGAAGAAGCCUACAAGCGUGCCAAGACCCUAGUGUCCAGACUGACCGUGGAGGAGAAGACUAACCUGACUCGCGGACAUGACGGCCAAUGCGUGGGGAACAGCGGCGCAGUUCCCCGCCUGUCGAUCCCUUCGCUUUGUUUCUCCGAUGCCCCUGACGGCGUGCGCGGGCAAGAAUUCGUCUCUGCCUUCCCUGCCGGAAUUCACGUGGCUUCGACAUGGGAUCGCUCACUUCUGUAUCAGUAUGGCCAUGCCCUCGGAGAGGAGUAUCACGAUAAGGGUGUUAAUGUAGCCCUGGGACCUGUUGCUGGUCCCCUGGGGAGAUUAGCCCGCGGUGGAAGGAACUGGGAAGGAUUGGGUGCGGACCCCUACCUUGCGGGCGUUGGCAUGGGUGCUAUCACCAAAGGUAUUCAAGAGGCGGGUGUCAUUGCGAAUGCCAAACAUUGGCUUCUGAACGAGGAAGAGUGGAGACGGAAUCCGGGGGAUAUGGGCGAGUCAUUGAGCUCCAACGUGGAUGAUCGGACACUGCAUGAGUUGUAUGCGUUCCCCUUUAUGGACUCUCUCAAGGAGGGCAUCCGCAGCGUGAUGUGCUCGUACCAACGAGCGAACCAUUCCUAUGGCUGUCAGAACUCCAAGCUUCUCAAUGGUGUCCUGAAAACCGAGUUAGGAUUUGAAGGGUUUGUUGUCAGUGACUGGGACGCACAGCAUGCGGGCGUCGCAUCUGCCAAUGCUGGUCUCGACAUCGUCAUGCCGGACGGUGGCUUUUGGGGCCGGAACCUGACUCGUGCCGUCAACAACGGUAGCGUUAGUGCAGACCGAUUGGACGACAUGGUAACUCGAAUCCUCGCCGCGUGGUAUUUGACCGGACAAGACGAAGGCUUCCCUGCUCCGGGGAUCUACUCGGAGGCCGAAAAGCACGAUCCCAUCGACGUCCAGCGCGAUCAUGCCGACCUCAUCCAAGAAAUUGGUUCUGCCGGCACGGUGCUGGUCAAAAACGUCAACAACACGCUUCCUUUCACCAACUCCACUAGAUUAUUGAGCGUUUACGGCUACGACGCGACCGUCAGUGCUUCGCCGUGGGCUAAUCCCUCGCGAUAUGGCGGUGGCUACGAAGUGAACUUUGGCUGGACGACCUUCAAUGGCACUCUCUUCACCGGUGGUGGCUCUGGUGCAAGCACCCCGCCGUACGUUGUUAGCCCAUUCCAAGCUCUUCAAGAGCGCACCGCUCGCAAUCGUGGAACUCUUCGCUGGGACUUUUACUCGGAGAACCCCACACCUGCAUACGUCAACAGCGACGCCUGCCUGGUGUUCAUCAACGCGUACGCAUCCGAGGCCUUUGAUCGCACCUCGCUUGAGGAUGAAUUCAGCGAUAACCUCGUGAAGAACGUGGCAACGAACUGCAGUAUUCGCACCGUCGACGCCUGGAUCGACCAUCCAAACGUAACUGCCGUGCUAUACGCCGGUCUCCCUGGCCAAGAGAGUGGUCACUCACUUGCCGAUAUCCUUUACGGCGACAUCAAUCCAUCGGGACGUCUGCCCUAUACCGUUGCCAAGAACGAGUCCGACUAUGGCUCUCUUCUCAACUCCACCGUAUCUUUCGACGCCUUCCCCGAGGUGAAUUUCACCGAGGGCCUAUACAUCGACUACCGCGCUUUCGACCGCAAGGAAAUCACCCCUCGCUUCGAGUUUGGUUUUGGUCUAUCCUACACGACGUUCAAAUACUCCGACCUCCACGUGGAAUCCACAGGAAAUAGCACAUCAGCUUUGGUGGAUCCAAGUAUCGCCAUCGUGCAAGGCGGACACCCGGAGCUUUGGGAUACUUUGUUCGAAGUGACAGCAUCGAUCACUAACACGGGAGAUGUGGCUGGCUCGGAAGUUGCGCAGCUCUAUGUUGAGAUUCCAAACGCUCCGAUACGACAGCUUCGAGGAUUUGAUAGAGUGCCUUUGAAGGUUGGGGAGACGAAACAGGUCACUUUCCUUUUGACGCGUCGGGAUCUGAGCAUUUGGGAUGUUGUUGCGCAGCAGUGGAGGCUUCAAGCGGCGGAGUAUAAUCUUUUUGUUGGCGCGAGUAGUCGCAUUUUGCACUUGAACGGGACGUUGCAGGUCCAGUAA